Molecule: messenger RNA, 711 nt
Organism: Strigops habroptila (Kakapo)
Lineage: Eukaryota; Metazoa; Chordata; Aves; Psittaciformes; Psittacidae
Gene: REP15
Product: RAB15 effector protein
Biological process (GO): receptor recycling
Source: RefSeq, a predicted model, not a curated record
AUGACCUCCUGCAUGGAAAAUGGGCCAGGUCUCGAGGACAACCAGGAGAACAAGGCUGAAGCUCUCAUCAUCUGUGAAGUCUUCAGCCAAGGUGUGGUCCAUGCAUCUCAAAGGCUGAAGGACUACCUUGGUUUUGUGGAUCCUCAGAGCAAAUUCCAGCCAGCCACAAACAUGCUGAGUGAGAUCUUUUUGGUCAACUUCAGUAGCUUCUGCUUGGGAGUGAAGGAAUGUAUCACAGCCAGCAAAAUGACCAGGCAGCAGUCCUCCCUGUUUGGGGUGGACUGGAUCUGGACCCUGUCUGGAGCUGACAACCAAAUCAAACCUCAGCUUGCCGUGCAGGCUUUAUAGCUGGCUGAGCUUUUCCAUAGCUGAGGGGUGGAGGAUUGCUGCUGGGAAGCUGCGCUGGCAGACCAGCGCUUCCAGAACAGGAGCAGGUUUGAGAAGCUGGUGGAGUUCUGCCGCCUGGUGGGACGGGACUGCCUGGGCUUGUUCAUCAUGUUCGGUGUGCCAGGGAAGCCCAAGGACAUCCGAGGAAUCAUGCUAGACAGCAUUGCCAAGGAGCAAAACUACCGCCUGUUGGGCAGGGAUGUGCUACGGCAAUUUGUCACCAGUGCUGACGGCUUCCCGCUCACAAAAGGCAUGUUGGAAAACUGCCUUGGCACAAAAACCAGGCUGAAGGAGGUGGGCAGUAUGUACAUAAACUUCCUGUAA